AUGGCAUGCGGUGCUGAAAUACAAAAUCUCCUCAGCUACGGUGCGACAUAUCUGUGGAAACUGUUGGCCCGCUUGGACCCUGAAAAGUUCUACUCCGAUCUGGUGGAGAGCUUCUUUGGUGCGAUACUCGCUGGUUCACAGAGCGAGCUUUCAGAAUGCGAGAAGUUUUUCGAGCGCAUCGGUCUGAGAUACUACGCCGCACGUAUGGCGAGAAAACUUUGGACGUUAUGUAUCCGAGAGAUGAAUUACAAGGCCUGA
Alternaria postmessia is the source of this 258-nucleotide messenger RNA. RefSeq lists its product as uncharacterized. The transcript has 2 exons. Gene Ontology annotation, biological process: RNA processing. Lineage: Eukaryota; Fungi; Ascomycota; Dothideomycetes; Pleosporales; Pleosporaceae. The coding region runs from base 1 to 258 and encodes 85 amino acids. Gene Ontology annotation, molecular function: ribonuclease III activity. The record is from RefSeq and is a predicted model, not a curated record.